AUGGAGUCUAUAGAUAGAAAUGAAAUUCUCAACAAUUUUAUUGCUGUUACACAAUGUUCGAAUGAAGAAGCCACACGUUAUUUAGAAGCUGCACAAUGGAAUCCACAAACUGCUAUGGAAAUCUUUUUUGAUGAUGGCGGUUCUCAUGCCAGCGGACCUACUGCUUCGACUAAUAUGAAUAUUAAUCAAGGUACUUCAGCACAAAUAGCAUCCGGUGGAACAGGUGGUUAUGAAUCAGAUGAUGAGAGUCCAAUGCAAACUGCUAUUGAUGAAAGUCUUCGAGCUAGUGCCGCUGCAACAAAAUCAACAUCAACAGGAUCCAAAGACGAUAAAAAUAAAAAUACAUCAGGAUCAUCAUCAUCAAAAUUUGGUACUAUUGGUAGUUUACAUAAAGAAGAAGAUAGUUCUGAUGAAGAAGGUCAAGCUUUUUAUGCUGGUGGUUCCGAAAGAAGUGGUCAACAAAUACUUGGACCACCAAAGGCUAAAGAUACGGAUAAAAAAGUAGCUAAAAUAUUUGAAGCAGCUCGUAAACAAGGUGCUGUUGAAGCUGAUGAUGAAAACGGUUCAUCAUCACAAACAAAAAAAGAAAAAGUAUUUGCUGGUGUUGGAUAUACUUUAGGUGAUGAUAAUACACCUUCACGUCCAUUGGGUCAAUCGAUAUCUGAUGCAACAACACCGGCUUCGAAUCGAGCUGAACAACUUCCACUUCGAUUCUUUUCAAAUGGUUUUACUAUAGGUGAUGGUGAAUUACGUAAAUUUGAAGAUAAUAAAGAAUUUAUGAACUAUAUUAAACGUGGUGAAGUACCACCUGAACUUAGAAAUUUAACUUCCGGUGGACGACAAAUUGAAGUACGUCUUGAAGAUCAUCGAGAAGAAGAAUAUAAACCAGUAGCACCUCAAUUUAAACCAUUUGGAGGUGCUGGUUAUAUGCUUGGUUCACCAGCACCUACUGUUGUUAGUCCAUCAAAAACUACACGAGAUUCUCCAUUUCAAUCAUCUAUGAUAACAACAAGUAGUAGUACAACAUCAGCAUCUAAUGAUUCAAGUGAUUUAGAAAAACGUGCUGAACAACAACUAAAAUCAUCUUCAGCAUCAACUACUAUACGUCUUCGUUUACCUGAUUUAUCAACACCAAUACGUAUUGUAAUUGAUCUUAAUCGAACAUUAGCUGAUGUACGUAAAUUUCUUAGUGAAAAUGUACCUGCGCUGCAAUCGAAUCAAUUUCAAUUUAUUGAACCACCAUCAACAAAAAUAAAACAUGAAGAUGAAACUAAAACAAUUAGUGAAGCAAAAUUAACAAAUGCUACACUUGCCAUUCGUCGAGGUUCUUAA
Molecule: messenger RNA, 1332 nt
Organism: Rotaria sordida
Lineage: Eukaryota; Metazoa; Rotifera; Eurotatoria; Philodinida; Philodinidae
Source: the annotation of a GenBank genome assembly